UCACCUUCUACUUGAAAUACGAUACACUACACAGGUUUAACUGUAUUGUAAUCACGCCGUUGAAUAUGAGGACUGCACGGCAGCUGCUUGAUAAUAACGUGAGCGUUCUACUUUUGUCGCGUCGCGCGCUCGUAGACACGGUGUUCAGCUCUACAUGUCUUUCCACAUCAAAGGGAAAUCACACAAGUUCCAACAGUUCAGCAGUGGGAGGCAGCCAGCGCUUGAAAGGAUCAUUCGCCUCCAAUGCACCAAAGCAAACAAACACUCUUGCCCUCGGAAAUUGCAUUUCCAUGAACCGCUCUAUGGAUAAAACGCGUCCUUGAGUGCAGUCGGUGUUGUUUGCGAUUAAGCUCGAUAUGUCUGAAAAUCAGCCUCUUUACGCUCUACUGUUCUUAACUUCACUCUUCAGCUCCGCGUGCUCACAGGGGACACGAUUCGUUCAUUCAGCUGCUCUAGAUGCGGAUGGGAGAUACAACAUUAAGUGGGGGUUUAACGAGUCCACGAUAACUUUUGAAGUAGAAGUUGAAACGAGGGGAUAUGUAGGAUUCGGUUUGUCACCGACCGGUGCGAUGUCCUCGUCUGAUAUCGUGAUAGGUGGUGUGCUCAACGGAAGUCCAUAUCUGAUGGACUGCUAUACAGACUCAAAUAGAAAGGUCCAUAAAGAUGCGCUGCAGAGCUAUCAGCUGCUGUACGGCAGAGAAAAUGACACACAUACUGUCCUGGCUUUCAGCAGAAACCUCCAUACCUGUGAUGACAAUGAUAAAGUCAUUACGGGCAGUACUGUGAGGGUGAUCUGGGCGUUCCAUGAGGAGGACGUGGGAGUUUCAGGACCAGUCUACCAUGGGACGAACAGAGGCAGAAAGAGUCUGCGAUUACUCAACCCUGGAACCAGCUCCAGGAUCCCAGCAGGAACAGCUUUCUUUGACCUUCUAAAUGAGGAGGUUCCUGUACCUCAUAAGGAUACAACAUACUGGUGUCAGAUCUUUAAAUUUCCAGAGCUGAAGAAGAAACAUCAUAUAAUCAGAAUAGAGCCAAUGAUUCAGAAGGGUCAUGAGAAUCUGGUUCAUCACAUUCUGCUCUACCAGUGUGACAGCAAUCUGAACAAGAGUGAGAUCAACAGAGGACAUGAAUGCUACCAUCCAAAUAUGCCAGACUCCUUCUUCACCUGUGAAACCGUCCUGUUCGCUUGGGCUAUUGGGGGAGAGGGCUUCACCUACCCUCCACAUGCUGGAAUGUCUAUAGGAACCUCAAUAGACCCAGUCUAUGUACAGAUGGAGAUUCACUUCGAUAACCCAUCUUUACAAAGAGGUAUAGUGGACAGUUCAGGCCUGCGUUUGUACUACAGCCCCAGCCUGAGGCGCUAUGAUGCUGGGGUCAUCGAGACAGGAGUGUGGGUCAGUCUUUACCACAUGCUGCCCCCAGGCAUGCAGGAUUAUAUUACAGAAGGGCACUGCACACAGGAGUGUCUCCAAGAGUCAUUAGACGGUGAGAUGCCCAGUGGAAUUCAUGUGUUUGCGGUUCUGCUCCAUGCUCACCUGGCAGGACGGGCAAUCAAAGCCAGACAUUUCCGCCAGCAGGUCGAGCUCCAGCCACUAGCCUCAGAUGAUCAGUUUGAUUUCAACUUCCAGGAGUUCCAGCCGCUCAGCCAGGAGAGGAUCAUCCUGCCUGGAGAUUCUCUAAUCACUGAAUGUCGAUACAACACUAAAGGCAGAAUGAACAUGACCUGGGGAGGUCUUAGUACUCGGGAUGAGAUGUGUUUGUCCUAUCUGCUGUACUACCCCAGGGUUAACCUAGCCAGGUGUGAAAGUUUACCAGAAAUCACCGGCCAGCUUAAAUUCAUUGGGGUCAAAGAGAUCCAGGAGCCUGUUACAACCUGGCCCUUUGUUAUUAAGAGUCCUAAGAAAUACAGCAACCUCUCCUUCACAGAAGCCAUGGACAAAUACAAGUGGACAAGGAAGAAAGGGAAAGCAUUCAAUGACAUUGUACGCAAACUCCCCAUGAACGUUCGCUGCUCCAAGAUUGGCCAGGAUGAGUGGUCGAUUCAAGGGAUGAUCAUCUCUCCUCCAGAGCUGAAAUCAGAGCAGACGUCUGCUGAUGCCGUGGCCUGCAGGAAUGUCUCAGAGAUUCAGUGUGGACACUCCAUGCUUCUGCUCCUCACUGCAUGUCUCUUGCUCAUACUACAGACCUGCCUACACCUCUAAUGUCUGCUGUCAUCUCAGCCCCCUACUCAUAAACAUAGCCUAAAUGAAGUUUAUCACUAACACUGAUCACAACUGUGCUGUAUUCAUGAAGGAUGGUGGCAUCAUGCAUACUUCACAUGGAAUAUCCUUGGUUAGCGGAUACUGCGGUGUUGAACGUCUUACCAUAGUUGUAAAUUUUAAUAAUCAUACCACAAGUCUGAAAUAGGCUGUCACACUCCAGCAUACCACAACUUAUGUCUUCUGGGUUGUAGGGAUAGUAUUAGAUAACUUUAGUCAUCAUUUACUCACCCCUUGUGUCAUGCCAGUUCUGUAUGACUUUCUUCUGUGGAACAUGAAAGAAGAUAUUUUGAAAAAUUGUAUUGGUGUUUUUUUUUUUUUCUUUUUUGCUACAAUCAGUUAAAGUCAAUGGGGUCCACUGUUGUGUUGCGCCAAAGUCCCUUUAAGACAAUGUCACUCUGUGGCCAUCUUUUAUUGCAGCUCCUGUCUCUUUGAAUGGGAAACAUCAAAUUCUCCAAAAAUGUUCGCCAUGAGCUGUCUCUAAAAUUUUGUUUCUUUUGCUCAAAUAGCGAAAAAAAAAGCCUAUUUUUCAGGCUAGACCAGCAACGCUGUUUCUAUAACAACCGGGACUUCUAACGGUAGCUGCACUCUGACUUUACAGAUUAGCGACUGGCUAUUUUACUUAGAAGGCGGGGCUUCGUUCUAUAGAGCGGCCAUAUUGACUUUCAUUGUAAGGACAAAAUCAUGCUAUAAUGCAGGCUUUCUCAAAAGUUGUGUAAAAUUUUCAAUACCUUCCUCUCAGUCACAUUGGUAGAUUUGUUAAAAGUUAAAAAGUUAAAAUUUCCUUUAAAAAUGUACUUACAAAUGAAAAUGUGUUUAGUCCAGAGCUCUACGAAAUGUGUUCCUCUCAUUAUAAGCUAAAUAUUUGUUUCACAAUGGAAUACUGGCAUUAUAUUCAA
Carassius gibelio (silver crucian carp) is the source of this 3157-nucleotide messenger RNA. Its product is annotated as DBH-like monooxygenase protein 1 homolog. The transcript has 12 exons. NCBI's taxonomy places the organism in Eukaryota, Metazoa, Chordata, Actinopteri, Cypriniformes, Cyprinidae. Gene Ontology annotation, biological process: dopamine catabolic process; norepinephrine biosynthetic process; octopamine biosynthetic process. Gene Ontology annotation, cellular component: secretory granule membrane. The record is from RefSeq and is a predicted model, not a curated record. The coding region runs from base 357 to 2201 and encodes 614 amino acids. Gene Ontology annotation, molecular function: copper ion binding; dopamine beta-monooxygenase activity.